UGAAUUUGGUGCUGUAGAAAUAAAUAAAGCUGUGGACAGUACCUACAACAACUACCAAUCACCCCCAUAGUUGAAGAUAUUUAAAACAUCAAGCUUAUUAAAACAUAAACAAAGAUAGGAGUAUCAUUUUGUGGUAACAAAUUAAAUCAGUUAUAAUAAUACUGAACAUAUAUAAAGGAAAGAAGAUGUUCCAAAAAAAUCUUUAUAAUAUAAAGGAAAUAAUUCAAUUUCAAGCACUACUCUAUUACCGAACUUAGAGCUUUAAGGAGAGUGGUGGGAGAUAUGUUAAGGGUUUACAUAUUUAUGGAAAUAAUUUUUUUCUAUAUUCUAAAAAAAAUCAAACAAAAAUUGAAGGGAAACUGCAAUAAAUAUAGACUGCAACUAGCAAAUUAAAAAAUAAUAAUUAAGGAGUAUAUUUCAUUUAUAAAGGGAGGAGAAGAAGGACUCGAAAGAGAGAGAAAACAGAUAGAAGAAGAAGAAGCUCUUUCUUCCCUCUACCCACGUUGAUAUAUGCCCAGAAACGAAGUCCCCCUGUUUUCAAAUCCCUAAUUUCAAAGUCUUUUUCUCUGUAGCUCUUGUGUUUAUAAGAAGUAAUCUCACAUAUUCUCUUCCUCAUUAUCUUUUACAUUCUUCUGUCAACACCAUUUCUUAACCGGGUCAGGGGAUGCUUAUGCUUAUCUAUCGGUCUUUGCAAAAGAUUAGUUCGUGAAAUCAAGGAUCUCUCUAUCUACUCAUUCUAUAUAAACAAUGGGCGAUGGUAGUAGCCUCAAGAGAACCAAGCGUUCAUGGCCCAGAGCAUUGGUUAAGAAAUGGCUCAACAUCAAGAGCAAAGCAGAAGAUUUCCACGCAGACGACCGAGACGUUUACAAAGGUGAAUGUGGAGACUGGAGUAACAAUGUCAUUGAAAGAGAAGAAGCAUGCUCUGUUAACAAGAAAAGCAACUAUGCUGAGACUGGGUGUAGAAGAAAUAAUGGAAGAGGUAGACGAAACAGACAGGAAUUAGAUUCAGCACCACUAGUUAAACAAGUUCAUAAUCUCAGGUACUUAUAUUUCUCUUGUGUCUCUUUGCUUUUUUGGGCAAAUUCUUUUCCUCUAAGACACGUUGUUCACAUCAGGGUUUUUACUGCUACCUGGAAUGUCGCCGGAAAAUCUCCUCCGAGUUAUCUGAAUCUCGACGAUUGGCUCCACACCUCCCCUCCUUCCGACAUUUACGUUCUUGGGUUCCAAGAGAUCGUUCCUUUGAACGCCGGCAACGUUUUGGGCACAGAAGACAACGGCCCGGCCAGGAAAUGGGUUUCUCUCAUCCGAAGAACCUUGAACACUCUCCCUGGCGGAGGAAGCUGCCGGACCCCUUCCCCUGUUCCCCACCCGGUCGCCGAGCUCGACUCCGACUUCGAAGACGCAAACUCCUCGUUCUAUCAUCGGAGGUCGUUUCAGUCACUUAGCAAGAGCCUGAGGAUAAACAACUUUGACAUGUCAGCAGCAUCCAUGCAGCAGCCACAUCUUGACCGGAGGUUUAGCGUCUGUGACCGUUUCAUGCUGGGCCACGAUUCCUACGACCAAAGCUUCAGGUAUUGCUCCUCCGAGGACGACGUCGACGAAAAUGUGCAUGACUCUAAUUCUCCGUCCUACGAUCAAUAUUCUGCUGUCUCGAGGAGUGGAUCUUUUGUGACAGAGGAGAGAGACAAGUCUAAGUAUUGUUUGGUGGCUAGCAAGCAAAUGGUUGGGAUAUUCUUAACUGUUUGGGUGAAGAGUGAUCUAAGGGACAGUGUCAAGAACCUCAAAGUUUCUUGUGUAGGAAGAGGCUUGAUGGGCUAUCUCGGAAACAAGGGAUCGAUUUCGAUCAGCAUGUCAGUACACCAGACUAGCUUCUGCUUUGUGUGCAGCCACUUGACGUCUGGUCAGAAAGAAGGUGACGAGCUGAGAAGAAACUCCGACGUUUUAGAGAUUCUAAGGAAAACCAGAUUCCCUAGAGUGAACAACGCAGGGGAGGACAAGUCUCCCCAAACGAUUUUAGAACACGAUCGAGUAAUCUGGCUUGGAGACUUGAACUACCGUAUAGCUCUUUCUUACCGGUGUACAAAGGCUCUUGUCGAGAUGAGAAAUUGGAGUGCCUUGCUUGAGAAAGACCAGUUGCGGUUAGAACAACGUAGAGGUCGUGUCUUUGAAGGAUGGAAUGAAGGGACCAUCUAUUUCCCACCGACUUACAAGUACUCUAACAAUUCAGAUGUAUAUGCUGGUGAUGAUCGUCUCACCAAGGCCAAAAGACGGACUCCAGCUUGGUGUGAUCGCAUACUCUGGCAUGGUAACGGACUUAGUCAGCUGUCGUAUGUUCGCGGGGAGUCAAGGUUCUCAGAUCACAGACCAGUCUACAGUUUGUUUUCUGUAGAGAUUGAAUCGGUAUAUAGAAACUACAAUAUCAAGAAAAGCUCUAGGGUUGAAGUUGAGGAACUUCUUCCUCAACGGUAUGGAUACGCUGAGCUUAGCCUUUACUAAUUCAUUAUCACGAGACAAGGGAGGAUUCAACAUUUCUAAAGCCUGAAAAGAAAAGAAAAAUGGGGUUGGUCAAGGUCUUCCAUGUUUUUUCGGUUGGGAACAGGGGAAGAAGAUUCGAGUGGAAAGCGAAGUAAGUAAUUAAUAUAGCUUUUUAGCUGAACAGUUCCUUAUCCUUUAGGAUUAUAAAGAGUGGACCAGUUUUGUGCACUUCGAACCAUUAGUUUCUCCACAGGAUGUAGUGUAUAGAUAUAUGUGUUUGCAACUUUGCAUGUACAUCUUAUUGAUUCUUUUGUAAUGACCAAUGUGUUUCAAAUUGGAAAAUCUCAGUUUCAGUCU
Brassica napus (rape) is the source of this 2832-nucleotide messenger RNA. RefSeq names its product type I inositol polyphosphate 5-phosphatase 4. The transcript has 10 exons. The coding region runs from base 748 to 2496 and encodes 582 amino acids. The record is from RefSeq and is a predicted model, not a curated record. Lineage: Eukaryota; Viridiplantae; Streptophyta; Magnoliopsida; Brassicales; Brassicaceae. Gene Ontology annotation, biological process: phosphatidylinositol dephosphorylation. Gene Ontology annotation, molecular function: phosphatidylinositol-3,4,5-trisphosphate 5-phosphatase activity; phosphatidylinositol-4,5-bisphosphate 5-phosphatase activity; inositol-polyphosphate 5-phosphatase activity.